Molecule: messenger RNA, 1872 nt
Organism: Pseudomyrmex gracilis
Lineage: Eukaryota; Metazoa; Arthropoda; Insecta; Hymenoptera; Formicidae
Product: glycerol-3-phosphate phosphatase-like
Exons: 6
Coding region: 647-1582 (311 amino acids)
Cellular component (GO): cytoplasm
Molecular function (GO): phosphatase activity
Source: RefSeq, a predicted model, not a curated record
UUAUAUAAAUUUACAGACUUUUUCAUAGUGUAAUGUGAGAACAGGUUUUCCACUUGUCCUCGGUGGCUUUGUGGCGUUUAUGACUACACGCUUCCCCACUCUUCGCUCGAUUUCUCUCAUUUGCUUAUCACUGCGAUCACGAGGUAGUGUUAGUUACGAUAUUACGCUUCUCGAGUGCUAAAAAUGUGUUAUCUGGAAGAAAAAGUAUGAGAAAAAAAUGUAUAAAACGUAUUAAAAAAUUUACAGGGAAAUAAAUAAAAUGAGAAAAUUGAUACGAAAUCAGGAGCAAGAGUGGGGAAGUGAAUGUAAAAUCCAACGUCUUAUACAGUGUACAAUGUGCCGCGGUUCCGAUACGAAGUAUCUGCAUUGUGACGAGUGUCAUAAGUCGUGUAAAUACAAUACAUUGAAAGAGACAUUUUACGAACGUCAACGAUGCUAUCAGUUUGAGCGGGAUAUUUAUAUGUAUGUAUUCAUGUGUUUUCAACAUUUCCAUACUUUGGUAAAGUAAUCACGCCAGUGAACUGGUAGUUCUUCAGAAGCACGGUUGUUCCAAAGUCGAAAAGUUGACCGCCGUUAGAGAAUCUAUUUUCAAUACAAAGACGACUGAUCUGAAUCAAAAACGUUUUAGAACAAAGUGACUUUGAUAAUGUCGAAGACAAAGGAUCUUACGAAAUUGUCGGUUACUCAGUUGAAACAAUUUUUAACAUCUUUCGACGUAGUGAUGUCCGAUUUUGACGGAGUUGUAUGGCAAAUCGAUCAUCCUAUUGCAAAUGCUUUCGAGUCUCUAGCGACACUGCAGAAGAUGGGAAAGCAAGUGUAUCUAGUAACGAAUAACAGUACUAGAGACUCAAGCGCGUUUAGCAAACUUGCUCGUCAUGCCUCUUUGGAUAUAAGUCCAGAUCAUGUAAUUAACACUAUCAAAGUGAUUAUCUGGUAUUUGAAAAAAAUUAAUUUUCAAGACGAAGUGUUCGCUAUAGUUUCAAAUGUGGCUCGAAAACAAUUAAUAGAAGCUGGAAUAAAAUUAGUAGAAGACCCAAAAUUUUUCGCGGAUAAUCAGACUGCGACCGUAAAUGAAGUUAUAGAUCGGCCGUCUGUUAAAGCUGUUAUUGUUGAUUUUGAUGUCACCGUAAAUUGGAUGAAGCUGGCUUUAGCUAUAUCAUGCCUUGAACGUAAAGAUGUAUUGUAUAUAGUAGGAAUAAUGGACAAUUGGAUAAAUAUAAAAACAUCACCUAAAAUCAACAUUUUAGGUCCUGGACCGUACAUUCAUAUUAUCAGUUCACAGACUGAAAGAAAACCAAUCGUGUGCGGAAAACCUAGCUCAAUUCUCAAAGAUUACAUUUUCGAUAAAUGCAAUGUAACUGAUCCACGUAGAUGUCUUUUUAUAGGUGACUCGAGUGAUCAAGACAUGCAGUUUGCUUCCAUGUGCGGAUUUACAAAACUUUUUGUCAGUACGGGAGUGGACACUCUAGAAAAGGCACAAAAACAAGAAGACAGUUGUCCCGAUUAUUAUCUUCCUACUUUGGGUCAGUUAUUUGCCGCUGUUGAAGAUUUACAAAAUUUAUGUGCGACCAUUAAAAAUUAACGGUGUAUUACCCCACAUACACAAGAACAUCUAUUUCAAAAUGACAAGAAAAACAUUAUAUAACACAAUUGUCUUUAACUAAAGAUUACAAAAACUGUUUUUCAGUUACUGCUAAAAGAAAAAAUAAUGUUUUUACAAGUUACAUUUUGCGCGUUACAUUUCCGGAUGUACAUGAGACAUAGUUUUCAAGUGUAAUACACAUAUUAUAAUUGUUAAAUUUUCAACAUUUAAACACUCGACAAAAAAGUUAUGUGUAUGUAGAAACUUAUUCAAUAAAUAAUGACGUAUAU